UUGAGUCAGUAGUGCGUUUUGAAUUUUUGGUUUUGGCCUUUUUGCACAUUUGGUUUUCAUUUAUGGAAAAAAGUGGCGCCGAAGAAAUUGCGAAAGUUACGAUUAAAAAGGAAGUGCUUAACGAUGAUAUAAAGGAAUUUGCUGAAACAGCCAUGAAUGAGCUCCUAGGCUGGUACGGAUAUGCCAAUAACAAUCACAGGGAUGCACGUGCUUGCAAGUCGCAUUCCGGAAGCAACAGCUCCGGACCCCCGUCUCCCAAAUUCAACGAGGGUUGCGGAUGGUGCGGCAAAGCCGUCGACGAAAACACAGGCCUGUCUUCAGCAGCUGCAACAUUCUGUUCCGAGCUGUGCUUCUCCCAGUCACGGAGGGCCAAUUUCAAGAAAAACAAGACAUGCGAUUGGUGCAGACACGUCAGACAUACGGUUUCGUACGUCGAUUCCCAGGACGGGUCAUCGCAGUUGCAGUUUUGUUCCGACAAAUGUUUAAAUCAGUACAAGAUGCACAUUUUCUGGCGCGAGACGCGGGCCCACCUUGAAAUGCACCCCCACGUCCACGGGGAGGAGUCCUCCAGUGGGACUCUGAUCACUCCCGAUUUAUGGAUGAGCAAGUGCAAGUCGCCAGAAGUGCAAGUUUCGUCGCCGAGUUCAUCCCCAAAACUGGGGGAAAACUCGCAACAAACGUCGCCUUUGCCACUGAUCACUGUUGCACAUCCCUCCAAACUGAUGUCAGUGCAGGAAGCGGAGCCCAAAAGACACCGAAAUAAAGUACAAAAGAAAAAAAAGAGAAACGUUAAUUUGCCGAGCUGCACUAGCACGAAUAAGACUUUCUCGAGUGAUAUGCCCCAGGAUUUGCGGAUAAGACAUACCCCCACUGAUUUCGAAGCCAAUAGACUUAAUUCAGAGGAUGCUAAUAAGACACAGCCAGAAGGGGCCUCCAGAUUGAGCCAAACACAGUAUUUUUGUAAUUCCGAAGCUGCAGCCCAUAGAAAAUUGAUGGAUAAUUUAGUGCCACCACCUACAAUUUUGGUUCCUUAUCCUCUUAUACUGCCUCUACCGCUUCCAAUUCCCAUUCCCAUUCCUUUACCUUUUCCAAAGGGUCUCUUGAAUAAAGUUAGGGACGAUGGCGGGAAAUCCCAAGAUGCGUCAUGUCAGACGGGAGAAGAGUUAAUUUCUAGUCAAAUUGUGAGUGAGAAGGUUGAAGACAACACGGGAAUAAAUAGUAUUAGGCCUCUUAGGAAAAGAAAACGUAUUGUAGAGAAAAAAUCCAAGUUUCUACUCAAGAACAAGAAAAUACUGUCCACUUGAAUAUUCGUACGCUUAUUGGAAUCAUUUUCGUAUCUCUUCUUUUGCUAAUUUGCUAUUGUACAUACAUAUCGGUAUAAAUAAAAUUAGUAGAAAUGUA
This is a messenger RNA of Tribolium castaneum (red flour beetle), 1401 nucleotides long. RefSeq names its product Sine oculis-binding protein (gene Sobp). Gene Ontology annotation, biological process: animal organ development. Gene Ontology annotation, cellular component: nucleus. The record is from RefSeq and is a predicted model, not a curated record. Lineage: Eukaryota; Metazoa; Arthropoda; Insecta; Coleoptera; Tenebrionidae. The coding region runs from base 63 to 1304 and encodes 413 amino acids. The transcript has 4 exons.